AUGACCGCCGAAUCAUCGAACCCUGACCACACCCUCCCUUCUCGUCCGGCGCCGUCGAAAAGUGCUGCCGUAGCGAACAAUGAGGAGUCCAAAUUGACCGCACUUGAAAAAGCCGAGCUGGCCCUCGCAGACAAAUACAGCUCGCCAGACGUUUACAUCGACGGCGAAAAAGACACCUGCUGGCAUCCAUGGCUUAACAAUCUAGAGUUGAAACCAUUGCGGUUCGAGAGCCGCACAGGUACAUUUGUCGUUGUCUUACGCAGCUUAGAAGAUACAUGGUUGGGAAAACACCGCCACCGAGGUUCUGUAACUGCAGUUACCUUGAAGGGGGAAUGGAACUACAAGGAGUAUAACUGGGUAGCAAAGCCUGGAGACUACGUCGUGGAAAACCCGGGAACGAUCCAUACACUACACAUGUCCAAAGGAGCAGAGGUUGUUUUCACAAUCACGGGUAGCUUGGAAUAUUUCCAUGAUGAUGAUACCUUGAAGAACACGAUGGAUAUCUUCAGUUACGCUCAUUUGUACUAUGAGCACUGUAGAAAGCAAGGGAUUAAGCCAAAUGACGGGCUUUGGUAUUAG
Aspergillus caelatus is the source of this 579-nucleotide messenger RNA. RefSeq names its product 2,4'-dihydroxyacetophenone dioxygenase family protein. The transcript has 2 exons. The coding region runs from base 1 to 579 and encodes 192 amino acids. NCBI's taxonomy places the organism in Eukaryota, Fungi, Ascomycota, Eurotiomycetes, Eurotiales, Aspergillaceae. The record is from RefSeq and is a predicted model, not a curated record.